Molecule: messenger RNA, 842 nt
Organism: Lutzomyia longipalpis
Lineage: Eukaryota; Metazoa; Arthropoda; Insecta; Diptera; Psychodidae
Gene: ND-18
Product: NADH dehydrogenase [ubiquinone] iron-sulfur protein 4, mitochondrial
Exons: 4
Coding region: 198-764 (188 amino acids)
Biological process (GO): electron transport chain
Source: RefSeq, a predicted model, not a curated record
AAAAGUUUUCAACCCUCCAACCAACUUACUAUGAGAAUCCAAUAGAUUUCCAUGGAAGCUAACCUCAAAUUCCAAUAAGAUUCGACGAAUCGAUGAAUUUUUUUUUAUCAUCACAUUUUUGACAUUUAGUGAAGAAAAAUAACUUUUUGCGUGGAAAAAACUCGUGAAAAUCAGUGAAAAACUGUGGGUUUUUUGCAAUGGCAAGCCUUCUAAGGACAAUUUCUCGUCAAGGACCCUCAUUGUGGAUCCGACAGAUUUCCUCAACUUCUGUGAACCGCUCUGAUGAUAUUUCGAAGGCACUGAAGCAGAAGGAAGCCCCCAUUGUGGAUGCCAAGUUUACGCUUCUGAAACCCGAAGAACAGGCACAGAAAACCAAACUCGCCGGAGUCAUCGAAGUGCCAGAGAAAGUUGAUGUGAGCCCCAUUACGGGAGUUCCGGAGGAGCAUGUGAAGACUCGUCGUGUCCGAAUCUAUGUGCCCCCAAAGAAUGCCAUGCAGAGUGGAACAAAUAACAUCCAAAAUUGGGAAAUUGAGUUUGAUAAUCGUGAAAGAUGGGAAAAUCCUCUCAUGGGAUGGGCUUCCACCGGAGAUCCUCUGUCCAAUAUGAAAGUCCAAUUCAAUUCGAAGGAGGAAGCAAUUGAGUUUUCCGAAAAGAACGGAUGGCGUUGGUUUAUCGACGGAGAUGAGCGUCAGAAGCCGAAGAGAGUGAAGAAUUAUGGAAAUAACUUCUCCUGGAAUAGACGUACGCGGGUUUCCACCAAGUAAUUUCGCGUGGAAAUGAUGGGAAAACUCCGGAAAAUCCAUCUUUAGCUCUUUGUUUCAAUAAAUUUAUUGUAAAAAGUA